AUGGAUAAUUCACAAGUUAAUUUAAUACAUUAUGAGAAUGAUAGAAACUGGAUAUUAUGGCGUAAUUCUACGCUAUUUUUAUUGAUUCUUUGUACUGGUAUUUUUAUAUCCAUUGAUAUUUAUACAAUAUCUGAUAGAAAGUAUGGAAUUGGUGAGUCGUCAGUAAUAAUUAAGAGAACAAUUAAAAAUAUUAUUGAAAAAGAUAAAGAUAGUAGUACAGUGGAUUUCAUGAAUGAUCAAUCUAUACAUUGGAAUAAUAAUGAUGAUGAUGAUGAUAAAAUGAAUGAAACUUUCAUAAGAUCUCACUAUUCAAAUCCUUAUAGAUUAAAAAACUACAUGAAUAGUAUUACAAAAACAUGUUUAAAUAUGGAAUCUAUUGAUUGGAAUAUGAUGUUAUGGAGAGAUAAAGGAAACUUUUAUAAUGAACAACAUAUACGAUUGGUCAAUAUAAAUGCUAAAGGUGCUCAUCUUUUCAGUGAAGAUCUAAAUCAAUUGAAGAAUCAAAUGUCUUAUAAAAAAGAAGUUACUCAACAAUUUGACAAUCUAAGUUUUCUAUUAGCAUAUCCUUCUGGGAUUAGUGUUCACAUUAAUGUAAAAAAUAUCAGAUUACUGCCAGAAUAUGAAGAUGUUGAACAUUUAGCUAGUGAUAAUGGAAUUGUUAUGGAUUCUUCAAGAAAAUCCAAUAUGCAACAUUGGCGUAAACCACUUGAGACAAUCAUUAAAACAGCAUGUCGGUAUCCAUUACCUAAACAAUACUAUUUGGCUAUGCAUCCUUAUUUAGAUCGACAUACAACUGCUAGAAGACAUAUAUGCCAACCAAAUAAUGUUAAUUCUCGUUUAUGUCCUGCUAAUUAUCCAAGUGGAUAUAUAUUUUAUGAUCGUUCUAUAAAUGGACAAUGUACACAAAAUCUUCAUAAUGCUAUACUCAUUUCAGAUAAAGCUUCAUAUCUACCUCCUCAACUAAAUAGUUUUUAUUGUACAAUCAAUUCACCAUUGGUCAAUAAAUUAUUUCAAGAAAACAUUAUAGAAAGUCAAUCAUACUUAAAAGAUAUGCACUGUGAUACACAACGACGUAUUUGUCAAACAUGUUUAAAACAAUCAUGUUUCAAUAGUAAAACUGAAAUGUUUUCAGAGACAAAUUUAAAGAAAGUUCAAAACAAUUUACUUAGUAAUCAUGAUGAAGUCGAAACUAAUCAUGAUUUGAAUGAAGAAAUAUUCUAUGGAAAUUUAUUGCGCGUUAAUACUAUUGAACAAAAUAUCAGGCAAGCUAAUGAUCCUGACUGUUGUGGUAUUAAAUGUUAUUCCAAUCCAAGUUGCCUUGAUUAUUUUGGUUCCCGUUGUGAGAUGUAUACAAGUAGACAUUCGAAUGCAACUGAGAUAUGUUUACAAGGUAAAACACUAAAAUUUACUUUAAAUCCUGAAUUUGACUUUACUAAUGGGACUUAUAUAUGUCAUGUUCGACAUCGUCCUCCGAAAAUUUUAUACACUAUUGAAACUUGGUUAACUCUUGAAAUUCAAGGUUUACCAAAAUUAUUAUGGAGUAGUCCUCGUUUAAAAUAUAACAUUCAAUUAAUGAAUAACGGAAAACCUUCAAGACGUAAAUCAAACAAAGUGAAUUAUUAUAUUCAAACUCUGGAGCAACGAUUUCUAAAACAUGGUAUUUUGUUGUUAUGGAAUGAGAAUAUUUAUUUAGAGCAUAAGACAAGUUUACCUAUAUGGGAUGAUGCAAUUGUUCAUAGAUCUGUUGACAAAGAAAUAUCACUGUUUCAACUGAAGUUUUUGAAAGAUUUCGGAACUGAACCUCCUCCACUUCAAAGACAUAAGGAGGAGAAAUACAUAGUUGUGCAGUUCUCUAAACCAUUUCAGUACAGUACUUCUAAUUGGGGCAAUCAAACAUGUCAAAUCAAUAUAAGUCAUAUUCAUCGUGCACAACCAAUCUAUGCAGAAAACACUAAAGUUUCAAUAGAAACUACAUCCAUUCCACAGAGAACUACAUCAAAUGCAUUCCUGUAUACAUUGAAAAAUUCACAAAAAAGAACAACCAUUGAAAUCAAAUCUCAUAUCAAUCAUUCCUUAUUAUACACUGCUGCUUGUUUAAAUGGACUAACGUUUACACAAUCCAUACCCAAUGAAUUUAAUGAUAAAAUCAAUAUCCCAAGUGAUGAAAAAUAUUCCACUGAACAGAUCGGUCGACUGUAUCCAGAAAUACAAGUAUCUACUCAAAGAGUGGAAACAAACUGUGAUUUGAACUCAACUUGGAGAGUGACUAUCACAGGCUCAACUACUACACAUAAAUCAACAUAUAUUCAUUUGAAAUUAUAUACUGAAUCAUUGAAAUCAUUAUCAAAUUUAAAGAAAACUAAUAGUUUGAUCCCAAUUGAUCCACAACAUAUUUUAUAUGAAAAAGAUUUAAUUCUAUUAAAUGAUCCAUUUGAUUUCAUUACAAACUAUUCUAAUAAAAAGAAAGAAAUAUCAUUUCAAAUUCAAUUGAAUAUUGAAUAUAUUCAAUUUCCAAUUGUAUCUACUCAUUUAUUUCAAUCAGUAUUAUUAAUAAUUCAUAUUAAAGAUUGUUUUACUGAUUAUUUAUUAAGUACAUUAUUGAAUGCACAAAACAAUAUUCCAUUGUCAAAAUCAAUAAAUGCUAAUCAGAAUAAUACGAUUAUGUUAAAAGAAUCUUUACCAAAUCAUAUAGACUCAUUAAGUGCUGAUAAAAUGCAUUUACCAUUUGUGAUUACAUGUUUAAUUAUUGGUCUUUCUUAUAUUAUACUUUUAACUAUAUAUACCAUUUUAAAAAUAUGUCAAGGAUCUAAUAAAUUCCAUACAAACAAUAUAAUUCCUAGUUCAACAAGUUAUAGCUCAAAUAAUGAAAUACAACAGAAACGUUAUUCAUCAUUUUCAGCUUAUUCUACAACUUUAUUAAAUAAUUAUCAUAGGACAAGUUCACAAUCUCAAUUAGCUCGUUUAACAUGUCCUCAAAAAGUUUGUAUUAUGAUCUAUUUAUGUUUUCGGGUAUUUUAUACUUUUCUGUUCACUAUUAGUGUUGGAUUAUCAUUUAUUUUAAGUAUUGAAACUGAUGCUACUGUGGAGUUUACUUCAGCAGUACAUAAUAAUCAUUUUAUUACAAUGAAUUCAUUUAAUAAUUAUAAUGGAAAUAUUGGUAGUAGAUUAAUUCUGCCAUCAAUGAUGAAUACAAUGACAUUGACAACGGAUAUAGGCAGCAGAUGGCGUGGAGCUAAAGUAUGGGUAUUAGAAGCUGCUAGAAUGGAGGAUUUUUCUCAAACUGAAUUAUUAAGACAGACUCAAAAAGGGACAAGCCAAAUUUCAGACUGUGGUAAACAUUAUGAAGAUCAUAGUAAACAUUUAUCUAGAUAUAUGAUGUAUAUUAGUAAGAAACUAAUCAGCUGGUUUAGCCAAACAAGUACCAAAAAUGAAGUUUUCAAUCAUAAUGAUAUAAACGAAAAUUCAAUGAAUUAUCAUUCCGAUAACAAAAUUUUAUAUGAAGAUUCUAUCAGUCAAAUUGAACAUGAAAUGUACAAUAUUAAUAGUAAUAAUAAAUCUACACUCCAAUGGACAUCGAAUGGUGUAAAUAUUCAAAUACCUACUAUAGAACAAGAAACAUGGAAUCAUUUGGAACGUACCAGUUGGUUACCUUAUUUAGAUACAGUUGAUGAUUAUCUAAGAAAGACAAGAGAUGAUCUGGAUACGAAAGUUAUUGACUACUGGGCACCAUAUGAUCAACUUUUAGCUAAUCUUCUUACAAAUCCAUGGCUUGCACCAGCAUAUAGGGCAUUAAAUACAUCAUGGUUACAAGAGAGGCGUAUAUCAUUCAUGGAUCGAACGUAUUUUGGUUUAGUAUCAAGUGAUUUUUAUUCGGAAGAUGAAAACCAAUCGUCAAACGAUUUAACCGCUUUAAAUGGUGCCAGAGAAACACAAUCUUUAAUGCUAGCAAAUUUCAUUGGUGUUCCACAACCUGCACAUGCUCGUUUGGCUGGUACAAGAAUUUGGAAUAGUUUUCGUAAUCUAGUUCCAGGUUUGCCGAGCAAAUUCUAUUAUAAAUUAGAACCAAGUUCAUUAUCGUCAUCCUAUUCAUCAUCAGUUCUAAAUAAAGAUGUUGAAUUUCGAAGAAAGCCAAAAUUGUAUCAUGAUCAUCGACAAAUGUUAUCCAGUGAAGAUUGGUACCAUAUUCCAAGUGGACAGUUGGAUUUAGAUGAAAAAUUGAAUGUUGACUCAUUUACUGAUUUAAAUGCACAAUUCUAUCCGUUUGCAACAACUGUUACGAAACGAAAUGGAAAUCCUUCAACAAUUGAUUCAAAUUCCUAUUUUUUAACAUUGACACAAGUUCGAUUAUUGUUAUUGUUAUUAGAUGCCAUUAUUAUAUUGUCUAGAUGUUUUCAAACAUUUGAAUUUAUGCAUAAUAUUUGGUUUGGUGAUAUAAAAUUAAUUAAUGCUAAUCAUUUAAUUCAUGAUCUAAAUGAUAAUUCACAAAUAAUGAUUGAUUCAUUUGAUCAUUCUAUGCAUCAUCAUUCACAACAAACACAACAAAUACAUAGUACUUAUAAUUCGAAUUAUCAUUAUCAACCUCAACUUCAAAUAAGAUCACCUAGACAUAUACAAUUAUCUAUAGGAUCUACACCAUUCUUACAUCCUGCAUCAUGCUCAUCAAAUUUACAUGAAUCAAAUCAUCAUUCAAUCUCUAAUGAGUUCCCCACAUCAAUAGGCACAAAUCACAAUGAAGCAGUGAUUGCCAACCAACCUAUUCGUGUAAGUGAAUAUGAAAGAAAAUCUUCUACAGGGAUUAAAAUAACUCAAAACAAUCCACCAACACUGAAUUUUGAUAAUGGAACUGGACGUUUUACAGCUUGCUACUGUUGUCUUGAUGCUCAUUAUUUGCUAGUGAUAACUGGUAUUGGCUUAUUAUUUAUUGGAUUAGUUUUAAUUUGGGCUACUGAUAGACAUGUUCGACCAGGAUGGCUUUUAGCAAAGACCGGUGUAUUAGCUCGAUCACGUGCACUUGAAGACUGUAGACAAAGAACAAAUGCUAUCUUGAAAACCAUUCAACCGAAUCAUAUAAAUAUGGAUUUGAUAAGAUCCGCUAAAAUUAACGCAGCUAAAGAAGCUUAUUGGAUCAAUCAAUUGACUAAUAGACUAGAGCAUGUACAAACACAGAUACAAUUACAGUUUAUCACAGAAUUAUGUUUACUGCAAAAAGGAUUGGUAAAUCAUUAUUAUGUCUUAGAUCAACAUGCUGUGAGAAUCCAUGUACCAGAAAUAACGGAUACAAAUUCAACAUUUUCAGCUUGUGAACUAAUUGGUCCUAAUUUUCAGUUCACUGAACAAGCAUUAUUGAUUUUGUCUAACUGGAAGUUGGAUCCGCUAACAAAUAAACAAAUUAAACAUACACUAAAAACUCCAGUAUGUCAUUUCUCCCCAGUUGUUCCUGCUACUUAUGCUGAAAGUCAUCUAUCACGUUUAUUAAGAAUGACUAGUUUAAACGAACAAUCUCAUCAAAUGAGCACUAAAAAAACUAAUGAACAAAUUACCUCAAAUAAUAAUCAAACAGAAUCAAACAGUCAAGUUGAUGGAAAUCAAUUAGAUUUCAACUAUGAACAACUUACUACAUCAAUUGGAAGUUUGUCAACUUUAAUUAAUGCUAUUUAUCGUUUAUUAUUAACUAGUUUAACAGUAAUGAUGGCUAUGGGUGGAUUAUUAGUCUGUUUGCAUAUGAUUUCAAUAUUGGGACGUAUAAUAAUACGAAUUCCAGUACGUAAGAUUUAUUACACCACCAUCUACCCUCCUUGUACGUCUGUGAACAAUCCAUCUUUUUCACCUACUGUUUGCCAAUCACGCAGUCAACAUUCAUGA
Schistosoma bovis is the source of this 5862-nucleotide messenger RNA. NCBI's taxonomy places the organism in Eukaryota, Metazoa, Platyhelminthes, Trematoda, Strigeidida, Schistosomatidae. The record is from the annotation of a GenBank genome assembly.